AUGUCAGCUUCAAAGAAGCUCAUUGUUUGCGGAGGAACCGGGUUUUUGGGCUCGCGUAUUUGUAAAUAUGCUGUAGCUCGAGGCUGGGACGUUACAUCGAUCAGCCGUUCAGGCGAUCCUCGAUGGGAUACUAUCAGUGCAUCUCCUUCACCUCCGCCUUGGGCACACAAAGUGAGCUGGGAGCGUGGUGAUAUCCUUCGCCCAGCCACAUAUGCCCCGCUACUCAAUGGUGCCGAUUUCGUUGUUCACAGCAUGGGUAUCCUCCUAGAAGCCGAUUACAAGGGUGUUCUUUCAGGCAAGGAGUCGCCCGUUGCUGGUCUUCAGAAAGCCUUCGCUCCCAUCCGUGAUCGUGGCGUGGAUCCUUUGGCUAAAGGACAAGGCGAGGACAUCAACCCCCCAAACCCAAAGGACCAAUUUACAUAUGAGAUUAUGAACCGCGACAGUGCAGUUACCCUGGCCAAGCAUGCCGUUGCUGCCAAAGUCAACUCUUUCUGCUACAUCUCUGCUGCAGCUGGCGCUCCUGUUCUUCCCCAGCGCUACAUUACAACUAAGCGAGAGGCCGAAAUCACGAUUGCCAACAAGUUCCCGGAACUCAGAAGUCUUUUCGUCCGUCCUUCCUUUUUGUUUGACAGUUCACGCCCCAUGACAAUGCCCCUGGCUGCUAUGGUAGGCGUUGGCACUGCCUUCAACGGCUUGACAGGCAACUACUUCAAGAACUUCAUCGGUGCCGCUGGUGUCAAGCCCUUGAAGGUCGAGGCUGUCGCUGAAGCGGUGGUUGAGGCACUGGGUGACGAGAGUGUCAAGGGAGCUAUUGAGGUGCCACAGAUUGAGGAGCUUGCAAGCAAAGCUUGGAGAAAAACCAUGUUGUAA
Fusarium pseudograminearum CS3096 is the source of this 870-nucleotide messenger RNA. RefSeq lists its product as uncharacterized. The record is from RefSeq and is a predicted model, not a curated record. Gene Ontology annotation, molecular function: protein-containing complex binding. The coding region runs from base 1 to 870 and encodes 289 amino acids. Lineage: Eukaryota; Fungi; Ascomycota; Sordariomycetes; Hypocreales; Nectriaceae. The transcript is spliced from 2 exons. Gene Ontology annotation, cellular component: mitochondrion.